Molecule: messenger RNA, 5080 nt
Organism: Columba livia (rock pigeon)
Lineage: Eukaryota; Metazoa; Chordata; Aves; Columbiformes; Columbidae
Gene: FAM114A1
Product: family with sequence similarity 114 member A1
Exons: 14
Coding region: 353-2038 (561 amino acids)
Source: RefSeq, a predicted model, not a curated record
GCUCCGGCCGCCGCGGCUCCCACCGCGCCUUCCGCCUAGCUGCGGCCAUGAGGGGCGGCACUGGCGGCGGGGGGGCUCCCCGCGGCGGGUCAGCGCUGCCGGCCCGGUCCGCAGCCUGGAGCCCGGGGGCAGCGGCGUGGAGGUGCCCCUCCGCAACAGGCAGCCGCCUCAGAGACACGGAAGGAGAGCGGCGGAACUAGAGCCGGCCUCUCUCCCUCCCCCCUGCGGCCCGGCCGGCCCGCGGCUGCCCGGCCCGCUCUGCCUCCUCCUCCCGCUGCUGCCGACGUGGCGGGGCGGGGAAGGAGCAGGAGCCGGGGGCGCGGCGGCCCGGGGACAGCUGAGCGAAUUGAAAAUGUCUGAAGACAUAUGUGAUGGCAUCCCAUCUGAAGAAAAACCUGAAGGAAUGCAGAUGCCCAGCGAUGAGGUAUUGCCUCGCGAGUCGGCAUCACACCUCGUGGAAGCUGAGAUCUUGCAUGAGUCUACACAUGAAGAGCAUGGCCAGAGCACUCAGAGUGCCAGUGAUGGACAGGAAGGAGACAUACUUAUUAACAAAAACCCUGUGACUGAAAAAGUAAUUGAAAGUCUGCCUUCUAAUGGAGGCUCGGCUGAAGACAUGCCCACUGAGUGCAAUGAGACCGUAAGCCUUGAUGCAGAACCUGAUUCUGAAGAAACACUGCAUGAACAAAGCAGUUCAGCCACAGAUUCCUCAUCUAAAGGAAGUAGAUGGGGAGCUUGGGGUACCUGGGGAAAGUCUCUCCUGUCAUCAGCUUCUGCCACAGUGGGUCAUGGGAUAACAGCAGUAAAGGAAAAAGCAGGAACUACUCUGGGAAUUCAUCACACAAGUUCAGCAUCUUUGGAAACAGCAGAGUCUCCUACAGCUGAAGCACCAGUUAUACAAGCAGAAGAUUCUCUGGACCAAAGGUGUUCUGAGAAUAUUCCUUCUUCUCCGUCAUCUGGAUCUCGUGGCAUGUUGUCAGCUAUCACUAAUGCUGUACAGAACACAGGGAAAAGUGUAUUAUCUGGAGGCUUAGAUGCUUUGGAGUUUAUUGGGAAGACAACCAUGAAUGUCCUUGCAGAAAGUGAUCCUGGAUUUAAGAGAACCAAAACACUGAUGGCAAGAACAGUUUCUCUGUCUCAGCUGUUGCGAGAAGCUAAAGAAAAAGAGAAACAGAGGCGGGCCCAGCAAGUUACGGUUGAAAGAACAGCACAUUAUGGACUACUUUUUGAUGAAUUCCAAGGUUUGUCUCACCUUGAAGCUCUGGAAAUCCUGUCAAAUGAAAGUGAAGCUCAGAUUCAGUCAUAUUUAGCAACACUUGAUGGAGAGCAGUUGGAGACUGUGAAAAAUGAUUUGAUUGCUAUAAAAGAGAUUUUUGUUCCAAAGGAAUCAGAUGAUGAAGCAGUGCAGCCACAGAAAGCGGAUAUGGGUGAGGAGUUUGUCAGCAUGCUCACUGAACUGCUCUUUGAACUGCACGUUGCUGCUACUCCUGACAAACUUAACAAGGCUAGGAAAAAAGCUCAUGACUGGCUUGAAGAAGCAAGUUCUUCCACCUCUGUAGACAUAGAAGGGAAGCUAAAAGAAAAAUCUGGAGAACCUGGUGAAGAAAACACUGAACAACAAGAUAAAAUUGACAGUGAUAAACCAGAAGUAAAUAGAAACAAAACUGUGGAGGAAAUCUACAAGCUGUCCAUUGAAAGUCUGGCUGAGGUGACUGCUCGAUGUAUCGAGCAGCUCCAUAAAGUAGCAGAAUUAAUUCUGCAUGGGCAAGAAGUAGAGAAAACAGCUCAAGAUCAAGCAAAAGUACUGACAAAUUUAACAAGUGCCAUGUGCAAUGAAGUUUCAUCUUUAUCAAAGAAGUUUUCGGAUUCUUUAACAGCAGCUGGGAGCAGUAUGAAGGCAGAGGCUCUUAACCCCCUCGUCGACAGUGUGCUAUUAGAGGGUUGCAACAGCACGACUUACAUUCAGGAUGCUUUCCAGCUAUUGCUUCCAGUUCUGCAAAUUUCACAUAUCCAGACCUGUUGUUUGAAAGCGCAAGAGUGACAAUUUGCCAGCAGUUGUCACCACGGGGCUUAAGAGAAACCACAGACCUAAUGUCUUUAGUGAAUGCAGACAGAAGAGACGGUACGAGAGACGUCUGGCCACGUACAAACCUUUGAAGACACUAAACGCGGUUUUGCACAUACAAUAUUGAACAACAUUUUAAAACUCUUUCAGACUUUUAGGCCUAGAAGUAGUUAGUAAAGUGAGUCAUUUCUUUGCCAUUAGCAUAUAUCCUUUGCAUUAAUUUAAACAGAAGUUUGUUGAUAUUAGCAUUGACUUCAAUAUGGGUUCUAAGUGUUGACCCUUUCAGUUGUAGACAAUAAACAAAACAAAUUAGAGUGUAAAGAUUUUUAAAACAUUUCCAUCCUGUCAGUUAAAAAUAUGUGUUUCAAAAGUUGGUUUCAGAAUUUCAUUUUAGCCAAUAUGAAAAAAUGACAGUGUUCUGCUUGUUAGCUAUUAUUUACAGUAUUUACAGUAUCAAGAAUAACAGCAUUGUAAUCUGUACCACUUACAUAACACUUUGUGUUGAAAGAGUUGUACGGUAAAAGGCAUUAACUUUACUAAAUUACAAUUAUGGAGGAUAUGCAUACAGAAUUAUACUGAAAUGAAAUUUUCUGAGCCAGUUAAGAGUACAGGUACAGCUUUAUAUUUGCUGACCCAUAAUUUUAUAUUCAUUUAUGUCUAUUUCUUAAUUCCAAUGGCUGAACAACACUGCAAGCCAAAGUAAUCUUUUUAAUAUGCAAGGAAUAGAAAAUUGCCCUUUUGGCAAUUGAAACACACCCAAAAUAAUCUCCUCUCAGAUGUGUUACCAGGUUGGAACUUUAGUGUUUAAUUUGGGUUUUAAACGUUAUGAACCUUUUUAUAAACUGGAGUUACUGGUACAGACAAUUCAGAAGUACAGUUUUUGGGCCAAGAAAGGAAGUUGUGAACAGCUGAUGAGAGAAUUGCAGUGGGGGUGGAGGUCCCAUGUCAGAGCAUGCUUUCUUCGCUGAGGCAGUAGCUAGACAGGGUAUAACUGAGCAGCAGGAAUGACGUUUCUUAGUAACACCAGCAAUCAUGAUACCUUAUCCAUAUCCUUAGCUUAAAAUCCUGAGCUGUGAACCUCAGAAUUUGUUUAGGCUCUUUUACCUUGUAGACAGGAAGAACCUUCCAAUCUUUUAUGUAGCCUGUUCCCCUGGAUUUUCAUUGUUUAUUAUGUUUCUUUCAGCUAUUUUGUUUUUUUUUUUUUUUUUCUCUUGAUACACUCAAUAAUUAUAUUUAAAUGCUUUUCAAUUAUAGUUAACAUCUGAACAUGUUUAAGCAUAGAAGUAUAGCUCAUACAUGGUAAAACUAAUGAAAAAGUGCAUGAGGAAAUACCAUCCAGUUCAUUGGAAGUGAGAAACCAUGUACUUGCUUUGCACAUGGUAACUUUUGUGAGUCCAAAUCAGGACAGAAAGGUCUGUUUGUGCAUUACACUAUUGUGGUCCCUGUGCUGCUGUCACGUGCAUUGUGGCAUUUUCAUCUUUUGUUAUUUAGAGAUGAAAUUUUCACUAUCCUUGAAAUAAGAUUUCUUAUGCAAGAUCUGUUUUCUGCCACCCUGUAAUUUAACAGAUUUGAGAUAUCUUUCUGGGUAGGUAGCCUUCAAAUCCACUUGCACAGAAUGAAAAAAAAUUUACAGCAGUAUGAACAAAAAUAAGAAAGCCCCUUGGCAGCUGAAAAGGCAAACAAGGCUCAGCAGUCAUUGGUGUUUAUGCCAUAUUGACCAGCUGACAUUUCUACAGCAUGGGAGAAAGAGGGACACAGGAAAAUGCAACUGAUUGGCAGACUCACUAGGCCAGGUAGGAUACAGCUCCCACCAACUUACAGCUCCUCCUGGCAUUGCUUUAAUUCUGAAGGCAUCUUUUCAAAAGUGAAUUACGAAAUAGCAUUUAGUUGAUGCAAAACACUGCAUUGCACCCAGUGCUUCUCUGCCUCCUGCGCCUCGGGGGCACAGACGUACAAACGAACUCGUCUCCAGUGGUCUCAGGCUGCGGGAAAGACACACGUUUGUAGUUGCCCAGGGGCCAUUCCUGUGUGCGCUCUGUGACCCAGAAGAAAGAAGGAGUCCUCAGUGCAGGACUGUGUACUCGCUCCAUACACUACAUCAUGAGCAGUUUUCAGUUUUAAAGAUCUGGGCAUCGGUGAAAGCGUUUAGUAGCUUCUAAAAAGGCCUGUUUGUUUAAAGCAUUUGUUUCAGUUGUUCUGUGCCGGCAAGUAGAAUUAUAAUACCUAGUUAAAAGCUUGUUUAUUUUUCAAACAGAGACUGUCAAGAAAAGUCUAGUGUUUACACCUAUCAAUCAUUACAUUCUGGAUUUAUUUUUACAUUAAUGUCAUAAUUAUUUUUCAUCAAGAAGCCUUUCUGUCCAUGCUGGAGUAGAGCUCUGCAUCAGGUAUCUGUAACCAUGGUAUUACUGCCAAAUGAGUCACAGAACACAGCAAUAGCUGUUUCAUAUUGUUCCUAUGCUGAGUUAAUGUUUUCAGACAUAAAUUAAUUUAGUUACUUUUUUCAUACAGAAUUUUUUUCUCUGAAAUGCACUGCAGAAUAUGUAGUGUUACACCUGUCAAAAAAAUGUGUUGACUCAUAGUGGUGCCUUUUAUCAGAGGCUGAACAACAUAGUAGUUGAAGCCUCAGGGGAUAAUGUUUGAAAUCAUUGAGGGGCAUUCUUAAGACAAAAGUUGCUUGCCUGAGAUACUCCUUACUAGAGGUUUUACUGUCUUCCCUAAAUUAUGUAUAAAUUGAAUAAAGUACCCUAAAGUAAAAGAAGCUAUAAAAAUAACAUGUGGACUUAAGGUAUUUACAUCCAUACAAUGUAGGAAAGGAAAUGGGGCAGAACGUGAGCGUAGGGAUACACCAUAUGAUUUCAGAUGCAAUCAUCUUGUACUAGGAAAACUGAAUAUUAUAUCUUUAAAUCAAUUCUAGGUAAAAUUUCAGUAGAAGAGUAUUCUGUGGAUGUAACCAGCAUAUUUUUUUUACAGUGGUUUGUAUUUUUCCUUCAGUCAAAUAAAUCAUUUGAGAUACUGAGC